GCUCAACUGCUUAGCUCACUCCACUCCAGCCCAAUAUGUCCACCGCCACCGUCACCAUUUUCCUCCUCCUCCUCCUCCUCCACACCGUCCUCUCCAAACCCAUCAUCCCCCACCUCACCUCCCCCUACCUCAACCCCUCCACCAUCUCCGCCAACUACGACUCCAUGGUCAAGAACUUCAAAAUCUUCAUCUACCAGCCCAAAACCCCUCUCACUUUCCCCAACCACGUCGAGUCUCUCUUCUACACCACCCUCCUCGACAGCGACCUCGCCACCAACGUCUCCGACCACGCCCACCUCUUCUUCCUCCCCUUCCCCCCAGAUCUCCCCACGCGCUCCCUCGCGCGUCUCAUCCGCACCAUCCGCACCGACUUCCCCUACUGGAACAACACCCUCGGCGCCGACCAUGUGUACCUCUCCUGCUCCGGCGUAGGUUACGAGUCCGACCGCAACCUUGUCGAGCUCAAGAAGAACUCGAUCCAGAUCUCCUGCUUCCCGACCAAACCGGGCCAGCUCAUCCCCCACAAGGACAUCACUCUCCCACCACUCGCAUCCUCCCACGCGCCGACAACCAAUACGACGACGUUUCUUGGCUACAUAAGGUCGAAUUGGGUGAAUGAAUCUUCCAUAGUUGACGAGCUAAGGACCAGCCCGGAGUUCCUGAUCGAAACUGAGCCGUCGAAGCCGCGGAUCUAUGCACAGAGGCUCGCCAGCAGCAAGUUCUGCAUCUUCGAGUAUGGCGCAGGCGAUGUUUCCGGCAUCGGAGAGGCUUUACGGUUCGGGUGUGUCCCCGUGGUGAUUACGGACCGUCCAAUCCAGGACUUGCCUUUUAUGGACGUGCUGAGGUGGCAGGAGAUGGCGCUGUUCUUGAGGAGGAGCGGUGGGGCCAAGGAGUUGAAGCGCGUGUUGGUGCGCGCGUGCUGGGAGAGGCAUGAUCAGAUGAGGAGAUUGGGUGUAAAGGCGGGAAAGCAUUUGGCGUGGAACGCGCCGCCGCAGGCCAUGGAUGCGUUUCAUACUUCGGUUUAUCAGCUUUGGUUGCGACGCCACACGAUUAGAUACCCCCGGCGGGAGACGGCGUAGGCUUUUGUUUUUUUUACAAGUUACUAUGUUAUGUUGUUGGGGCUUAUCCGAUGGGAUGGGCAUAUACCCCUUGGAAGGUAGGGAUACUGAUGUUUUUGUGUUUAUAUUUCUAAUAUUGGGAUUUCAACAAAUUUUGUUUUGUGGAAAUUACUUAUGGACUUAA
This is a messenger RNA of Argentina anserina (silverweed cinquefoil), 1242 nucleotides long. Its product is annotated as probable glycosyltransferase At3g07620. The coding region runs from base 36 to 1079 and encodes 347 amino acids. Gene Ontology annotation, molecular function: glycosyltransferase activity. NCBI's taxonomy places the organism in Eukaryota, Viridiplantae, Streptophyta, Magnoliopsida, Rosales, Rosaceae. The record is from RefSeq and is a predicted model, not a curated record. The transcript has a single exon.